AAUGUUCUGCAAGGAACAGGAACUAGAAAAUACUACUCAGGUUCCCACUAUAAGUAUCCCAGGGAUGGAGUCUCUACUCUUAAAGAAAGAAUUGUUUGAUAUAUAGCAAGUAGGUUGGAAAAGUUUAGAAAACCUUAACAAUUAUUUGUCCCCUCUCUCUAGCUUAUUGAGUUCUUUCCUACCUAAAGUUGCAAGUCGAAUAUUCAUGAACCAUAUUGAGAAAAGAGAGAGCGGGGUAGAGACUAUGGAGAAAAAUGAGAAGGAAAGUGUGACAGAUGAGGAACCAAAGGUUAAAUACAGAGGCUGGAAAGUCAUGCCCUUUAUCAUUGGGAAUGAAACUUUUGAGAAGCUAGGAACCAUUGGUACCUUGGCCAACCUCUUGGUGUAUCUUACAACUGUGUUCAACUUGAGCAGUAUUACAGCUACAAAUAUUAUCAACAUCUUCAAUGGCAGUGCCAGUCUAUCUACCUUGCUUGGGGCAUUUCUUUGUGACACAUAUUUUGGACGCUACAAGACACUUGGAUUCUCCACAAUUGCUUCCUUUCUGGGGUUGCUUGUUAUACAACUAACAGCAUGGAUUAAGAAAAUGCAUCCACCUGAGUGUGGAAGAGAGAAGAUGACAUGCACAGGCCCAACUGCAGGGCAAAUGGCCUUUCUACUAGCUGGAUUUGGACUUCUAAUAGUGGGAGCUGCAGGGAUCAGACCUUGUAACUUAGCAUUUGGAGUUGAUCAGUUCAACCCCAACACUGAGUCUGGAAAGAAGGGAAUCAAUAGCUUCUUCAAUUGGUACUUCUUUACCUACACAUUUGCUGUCAUGGUGUCUUCGUCACUCAUUGUCUACAUACAGUCAAACGUGAGUUGGGCUGUGGGUUUGGGAAUUCCUGCUGCUUUGAUGCUAAUCUCUUGCGCACUCUUUUACUCUGGAACCAAAUAUUACGUCAAAGUUAAAGCAACAGGUCCAGCUCCAGUCACAAGUAUAGUUCAAGUUAUAGUUGUGGCUAUAAAGAAAAGAAGUCUGAAUCUACAACAAUUUACAUGGGAUUCUCUCUUUACCUAUAUUUCUCCCCAGUCUAUUAACUCCAAGCUUCCUCACACGUCUCAGUUCAGGUUCCUUGACAAAGCUGCUAUCAUAACUCCAGAAGAUGGUAUAAACCCUGACGGGUCAGCAUCCGAUCCUUGGAGGCUGUGCAGCAUGCAACAAGUGGAAGAGAUGAAAUGCUUGCUGAGACUGAUUCCCAUUUGGUUUUCAGGCAUUUUCUUCUACGUUGCCCUCGUCCAACAGAGCACAAUGCUGAUCUUCCAAGCCCUUCAAUCCGACAGAAGCGUCCUCAAUACAAGCUUCAAGAUCCCAGCAGCAUCCUACACCAUCUUCCAGAUGAUGAGCCUCACCAUAUGGCUUCCCAUCUACGACCGAAUAAUCGUGCCUUCACUCCAAAGGGUCACAAAGAAAGAGGGUGGCAUCACGGUUCUUCAAAGAAUGGGCAUUGGCAUGUUCCUCUCUAUACUCUGCAUGAUGUUGUCUGGUGUGGUGGAAGAGCGUAGAAGGACUUUGGCUUUGAACAACCCUAUAGGAGUGGAACCAAGAAAAGGUGCCAUUUCUCCAAUGUCGGGUCUGUGGUUGAUUCCUCAGCUAACACUGGCGGGACUAGCUGAUGCAUUCACUGUUGUUGGACAAGUUGAGUUUUUCUAUAAACAGUUUCCUGAGAACAUGAAAAGCCUUGCAGGGUCUCUUUUCUUCUGUGGCUUAGCAGGAUCAAGCUAUUUGAGUAGUUUGCUCAUUUCUAUUAUACAUAAGCUCACAGCUAAGUCUUCAACUGGGAAUUGGUUACCUCAGGAUCUCAACAAGGGGAGAUUGGAUUAUUUUUACUAUGUCAUAACUGUUAUAGAAGUUGUUAACUUGGGUUACUUUAUAUUGUGUGCCAAGUGGUAUAAAUACAAAGGGGAUGGCACUAGCAGCAGUAGCAAUAGUAUUGAACUAGAUCAAGUUUCCAAACAGUCUGAAAAAACUGUUAAUGGUGUCUAGUGGAUUGGCUCAUUGUUCCUAAUGUUUGUUUAGCAAGAAAAAUAAGGUGGGUUAUUUUUUUCUUUUGCUAUUUUAAGGAUUGGAUUUGAUAGGUUACCUUUAAUUAAUAAAAACAGAAACACGUGAAUUCAGUGAAAUGUACUUUAA
Cajanus cajan (pigeon pea) is the source of this 2170-nucleotide messenger RNA. The record is from RefSeq and is a predicted model, not a curated record. Lineage: Eukaryota; Viridiplantae; Streptophyta; Magnoliopsida; Fabales; Fabaceae.